GAGAGAGAGAGAGAGAGAGAGAGAGAGAGAGUAUUUUCUUUCCUGUGUAUGUAGAAUGCAAGAAUGGGCUGUUUUCAGUCGAAAACCGCCAACGUUCAGUCCCCAGACAAAGAACCCUCUCAACCCGACUCCAAACCAGAUCCAGCUAAUGGAGAUCAGUUGGAUCAAGAAAAUCAGGUGCCUGCAUUCAAGGAGUUUGGUUUGUCCGAGCUUCGAACUGCUACCAAUGGGUUCAACAGUGAAUUGAUAGUGUCGGAGAGUGGAGAGAAAGCUCCCAAUGUUGUUUAUAGAGGGAAGCUGAGGAACAACCGAUAUGUAGCCAUUAAACGCUUCUCCAAGCAGUCCUGGCCUGACCCUCAGCAGUUUGUGGUUGAAGCUGCUGGAGUUGGCAAGGUUCGUCAUAAGAGAUUGGUGAACUUAAUUGGGUGUUGUGCUGAGGGAGAUGAGCGUCUAUUGGUGGCAGAAUACAUGCCUCAUGAUACACUCUCAAAGCAUCUCUUUCAUUGGGAUAAACAACCUCUGCCAUGGGAAAUGCGUGUGAGAGUUGCAUACCAUAUUGCACAAGCUCUUGAUCAUUGCAAUGCUGAAAAUAGGAAAAUCUAUCAUGAUUUAAAUGCUUACAGAGUUCUUUUCGAUGAGGACGGUGACCCCCGAUUAUCAAGUUUUGGGCUUAUGAAAAAUAGCCGAGAUGGGAAAAGUUAUAGCACAAAUCUUGCUUAUACUCCACCAGAAUUUUUGCGUACUGGUAGGGUCAUUCCAGAAAGUGUGGCCUACAGUUACGGAACUGUUCUGCUGGACCUCUUGAGUGGAAAGCAUAUCCCUCCAAGCCAUGCACUAGAUUUGAUAAGGGGGAAAAACGCUUUGCUGCUGAUGGAUUCAUCCUUGGAAGGACAAUACGUUGAUGAAGAUGCAACUGCAUUGGUUGAACUUGCUUCAAAAUGUCUUCAAUACGAAGCCAGAGAUCGACCAGAUAUCAAGUUCCUUCUCACAGCUGUAGCACCCCUUCAGAAGCAGAAAGAGGUUGCAUCUCAUGUGUUGAUGGGUCUGACAAAGACUACAGUGGUGCUUCCAACCAUGCUUUCUCCUCUCGGCAAGGCGUGCGCCAGAAUGGACCUAACUGCUGUUCAUGACAUCUUGCUUAAAACAGGUUAUAAAGACGAAGAGGGUGCAGAAAAUGAGCUAUCGUUCCAAGAAUGGACUCAACAAGUACAAGAUAUGCUAAAUACUAAGAAGUUUGGGGAUAUUGCAUUUAGGGACAAAGAUUUCAAGAGCGCUAUUGACUACUAUUCAAAGCUGGUAUCAAUGAUGUCUGUCCCUUCUGGCACGAUCUUUGUGAGGCGAGCUCUCUCCUACUUGAUGAUUGGGCAACCGGAACUGGCAUUGAGGGAUGCAAUGCAGGCUCAGGUGUGCUUGCCGGAGUGGCCCACCGCCUUCUACAUGCAGGCUCUUGCUCUCUCCAAACUGGGAAUGGAAACUGAUGCCCAAGACAUGCUUAACGAUGGAGCCUCCUUUGAUGCCAAGAAACAAAACAGCUGGCGCAAUUAACUCACGACUGGGAAUCCUAAUCUGAAGGCUGAAAUAGAUUUAUGUGGAGGGGAAGACUUAGUGUGUUGUAGACAAAAAGUUCCAUAUACAAGUGUAUAAAGGUCUUAUAUUAGCGAAAAUAAGUAGAUUAGUUACUUAUCAAUGCCAUUUUGUUUUAGCUAUUUCUAUUCAGUCCCUGUUGUGCCGGGGUGAUUUUGGCGUGGGAAUUGGUUAGAACUUUUUGAUUAGGGUUUUUUAUAUAUUGAUGGAAGCCUAUUGCUAUGUCAAAGAAUUAUCUGCUAUACAUUAAUGUGGCAGUGCAGAUGAUGAGGUCAGUGUAAUUCAAGCUGCUGCUGCUGUUUGUAAUCCAAGUUGAUGGAUGUUGUUAGA
Molecule: messenger RNA, 1914 nt
Organism: Rhododendron vialii
Lineage: Eukaryota; Viridiplantae; Streptophyta; Magnoliopsida; Ericales; Ericaceae
Product: serine/threonine-protein kinase BSK2
Exons: 11
Coding region: 64-1545 (493 amino acids)
Biological process (GO): protein phosphorylation; brassinosteroid mediated signaling pathway
Molecular function (GO): protein kinase activity; ATP binding; protein binding
Source: RefSeq, a predicted model, not a curated record